CGCCGGCGGGUACCUCGCCCGCCGGGUUGUAGGUAACAAGCCUGUUUGGAUUCCUAGCGCUUUGCCCUCACGACCCGUGGCGACGCACGGGUCUCCUCUGAGUUCCAGACUCCCGUGGCCUAGGUCUGUUCUCGGACGUCGAGUUGCCUUCGCAAGGAUGAGUAACCCCGGCCGCGACAGCUCUUGCUGCGCUGCAUCUCAGCCCACGGGAAUCUGAUGAUCCUCUGUGGCUUCCUCGCUCCGGGAUUUUUGGCACCCAGCUCCACCUGGUGGCUCCACCCCGAAAUACUGUGUAGGGCCACAACUCUUCAACCCCAGUACAGGUUGUCCAAACUGCUGCGGCCUUACUACUGGACCCACUUCCACUCUUCGACCCUCCUGAGCAACCAGGAGUCUUUAAAAGGUUCUCUGCGAAUGAAAGAAUGGCGUGCCGGCAGCAUCGGGACCCACCGCCUCUAGGCAGUCGGCCUGCAGCUCCCGACCUGGUUGACCAUGACCCUUUCUGUGGAGACCGAGUCACACAUCUACCGAGCACUGCGUACUGCCUCUGGGGCUGCUGCCCACCUUGUGGCCUUGGGCUUCACCAUCUUUGUGGCUGUACUUGCCAGGCCUGGCUCCAGUCUGUUCUCCUGGCACCCGGUGCUUAUGUCUCUAGCUUUUUCUUUCCUGAUGACUGAAGCCCUGCUGGUGUUUUCUCCUGAGAGUUCGCUGCUGCGCUCCCUCUCGAGGAAGGGCCGAACACGCUGCCACUGGGCACUGCAGCUGCUGGCUCUGCUUUGCGCACUGCUGGGCCUGGGCCUGGUCAUCCUCCAUAAGGAACAGCUUGGCAAAGCCCAUCUGGCCACCUGGCACGGACGGUCAGGGCUGCUCGCUGUGCUGUGGGCAGGACUGCAGUGCUCAGGUGGAGUGGGGCUGCUUUACCCCAAACUGCUGCCCCGAUGGCCUCUGGCCAAGCUCAAGCUAUACCAUGCCACUUCUGGGCUAGUUGGCUAUCUGCUGGGUAGUACCAGCCUCUUGUUGGGCAUGUGCUCAUUCUGGUUCACUGCCACAGUCACUGGUGCGGUCUGGUACUUGGCUGUGCUGUGUCCCAUCAUGACCAGCUUGGUCAUUAUGAAUCAGGUGAGCAAUGCUUACCUGUACCGCAAAAGGAUUCAGCCGUGAGCACUUCCCAGCCUAAGGAAGCCUGAAUUUUCCCCUCAGUGUAGGAGCUGGGCUGGAACCUCUUGGACUCUCUCAGAUGAGUAGGUCACAGGGACACCUCAGCACUGGUGCACUGAGGCAGGAAUCCUGUGUACUGCAUUCUCGCUUGUUCGUCAUGCUGGAGUGCCUCCCCUUUCCUCCUCUCUCUGCUGUCACAGAGAGCAUAUGGAUCAUGUGUCUGAUAAAGUUGGGGUUGUAAGAUUGCCUCCCCAGUAACUCGGUUCAUACUUAUACCAGGCAUUACAGGAGAGAGAAAAAAAUAAAACUAAAAAACGACUGAAAAGACUGCAUGGGGAGAAUAGCCCAGAGCUGGGAUAGUUGUGCCUAAUAAAAAUUGGGCAGUUGGGCAAGAUGGGUACCUGUCUCUGGAUGCUCA
Molecule: messenger RNA, 1576 nt
Organism: Talpa occidentalis (Iberian mole)
Lineage: Eukaryota; Metazoa; Chordata; Mammalia; Eulipotyphla; Talpidae
Product: transmembrane reductase CYB561D2
Exons: 5
Coding region: 493-1161 (222 amino acids)
Cellular component (GO): endoplasmic reticulum
Molecular function (GO): transmembrane monodehydroascorbate reductase activity
Source: RefSeq, a predicted model, not a curated record